UAUACAUCUGCUGUGCGACUCUUGAUAAAGCCCGUCGGACGUACGUAGUGAAGAGGCAGGUUUUACAAUAAAUAAUAUGCCCUGAGAUGUAAAAGAUCGUCGUUGCCGUCACACCUCAUCUACGCCACCUUAUGUCGGCACGGGCCGAUUGCAAUGGGUUCAACUGAGACGCACAAUCGGAUGCGGUGUCGACUGUUCUCUGCAAAAUCUCCCCUCCAAAGCAUAGGCUCAAAGCAUGCCCCGCAUCAUCACGGUGUCUUCAUCUUCUAAUCGCUUUCUAACAUGUUCCACGACUAUUCUUACGAGACGGUCUGCCAGAACGAGGACGCCCAAGUCGGCGUUGCUCGCGAUGACCAAUAUACCUCCAAUGACAAACGGCACUCAAACCCCAUCCAAGACGUCAGGGGGGUUUUAGCUUGCCGUUCGAUAUACUUCUUCCUUAACGGGAUGUUAUUAAUUAUUUCCUUCGUCCUCGGGUCCACGCUUCAUCCAUUGUCUCUAUCAAGACUAAAUAAUAGCUCCAAUUUGCAAAACCAGUCCAAUCCAAAUGCAUUCAUACCCCCUUUGCCUAUAGAGACCAAGGUGUUCGAGUUUGACGGGACGUUUGCUGAUGAUCCAAGUCCGAACGUAACAUCGGCAUGGGUGUCUUUAAUACCUAAAGGCCAAGGCCUGGUUCGACUGCCGCUGCACCAUGAGUUUGACGGUAAUAUAUUCAACAUAGCCGCUUAUCACAGCCUACACUGCCUUUUCACACUUCGAGAAUCAUUCUUCCUUUUCUACCAAGUUGCGAAUAAUUCUGCGCGGAUUGAUACCACCGAGCUUGCUUCCAAGUUGAAGCACGGACGGCAUUGCAUAGAGUACAUUCGCCAGAACCUAAUGUGCAACCCCGACCUUAAUUUAGAGCCGAUCGAAGGAGGGACAGGCAAUCUCAAAGAAUGGGGUAUUCAGCAUCAAUGUAAGAGUCUCCUUGCUCUAUCCAAGUGGAGCUAUGAGAUGAGGGCAAGCGAUAAUGAAGGCAUAGCUACAUAGGUACCUAGGUGGAGAGAACGUAAAAUACCCAGAACAUUGGUAACGUCUUGGACUUCUAAUAGUUGCUCGUGUCAUCAAAUCCGGACGUGCCA
This is a messenger RNA of Hypoxylon trugodes, 1121 nucleotides long. RefSeq lists its product as uncharacterized. The coding region runs from base 283 to 1029 and encodes 248 amino acids. The record is from RefSeq and is a predicted model, not a curated record. Gene Ontology annotation, biological process: mycotoxin biosynthetic process. Lineage: Eukaryota; Fungi; Ascomycota; Sordariomycetes; Xylariales; Hypoxylaceae. The transcript is spliced from 4 exons.